Molecule: messenger RNA, 568 nt
Organism: Suricata suricatta (meerkat)
Lineage: Eukaryota; Metazoa; Chordata; Mammalia; Carnivora; Herpestidae
Gene: TMEM134
Product: transmembrane protein 134
Exons: 1
Coding region: 18-311 (97 amino acids)
Source: RefSeq, a predicted model, not a curated record
CUGAGCGGGCCGGGGCCAUGAGCGCCGCCCGGCCCCAGUUCAGCAUCGAUGACGCCUUCGAGCUGUCCUUGGAGGACGCGGGCCCGGGGCCCGAAUUCAGCGGGAUCGCCCGCUUCGGGCCGCUGCACUUCGAACGCCGGGCCCGGUUCGAGGUGGCCGACGAGGACAAGCAGUCCCGGCUGCGCUACCAGGUGAACGGCCCGGCCCAACUCAACCCUAGCCCGGGUCCGGGCGGUACCCCAGGCCGGACCCUGGAGAACCCCAACUCGAGGGAGAGUAUGUGUAGACACCCCUGCCCACGUAGCCGCUGAUUCAAGGCCCUGCCCAGACCCUCUCAACUCUGAUUUUGGUCCCCAGCCACCGAACUCGGGAAUUCUUCCCCCAGUCCCAGCCGGAAAUCCCACUCGGUGUCCCCACUUAUCCUGGGUCCUGACCCAACGCCCUCUUUCCCCGCUGGGCUAGAGAGCUCUUCUUGUACCUUGCCCAAACCCCGGGUCAGACCCUUGAAUCUUCCACUCUCCCUCUUCAGUUCUGGAAGCUGCCCCCGCCCCCCACCCCGGAGCUGGAG